Linum trigynum is the source of this 210-nucleotide messenger RNA. The record is from the annotation of a GenBank genome assembly. Lineage: Eukaryota; Viridiplantae; Streptophyta; Magnoliopsida; Malpighiales; Linaceae.
AUGUUCCCGGUGUAUCUCCUCCACCAUCAAAGCUCGUCGUCGGCAAUGAUCUUUAUAGACCAUCAAAGCGCGCCAACAGCUUCCCCUUUGGUACAAUUCUCGUCGGCUGGCAUCGUCGUCACCAGUCACUGCCAGCUGCUUGACGGCAACCAGCUUCAGCAAUCACAACAACCAGAGUCCAUCCUUCCUCCUCGAAGACAAGCAACUUAG